Messenger RNA from Morone saxatilis (striped sea-bass), 1097 nucleotides. RefSeq names its product HERV-H LTR-associating protein 1. Bases 1 to 1047 code for a protein of 348 amino acids. The transcript has 14 exons. Lineage: Eukaryota; Metazoa; Chordata; Actinopteri; Moronidae. The record is from RefSeq and is a predicted model, not a curated record.
AUGGCGGCGUCACAGAGAGAAACUCGGCAUCCACGUCUCUGUUUUAUAAUCUGUGCUUCUUCCCUUUUACUCCUCUUCCUCUUCAGCCAAGCGUUCAGAGCCAGACGGCAGGACGAGAGACACAAAAGAGACAUUCUGGACUCUACAGAAAUCCCAGCGGAGCACAUCGACCCGGCCGCCAUCGACCUCACUCCCCUGGUCAAUACUUUAAUAAAUACGAGCCAAUCGGGCUCCCGGCAGCUGUUCUCCCUCCUCAGUGUGACGUCCUACAGCUCUCUGGCUCUCCAUAAACUCACCCUGUUGGUCUACAACAUUUCCAGCAUCAGAAGUUUAGAAAGCAGCCAGUUCAGGAGGAGAUUCUGUUACUGCGUCACUAACGAGACCAACGAUCUCACAGACUUUACGGCAAUCCUGUUGGACGUGAUGGGAAACUCCACCAGUUACCUCCACGAGCUCUUUAAAUCAGCCUCCAUUUUAUCAGUGAGCCAGAGGAACAACUCCGACUGUAUCUACAUCUGUGUGAUGGCCGGGAAGAUGGGCAGAGAGGUCUCCGAGCUGUGGGAGGUCGACUCCAUCACUCCGCUCUUCAACCAGACCAUCGUCGAAGGACCGCACACAGUCGGUAACGUCUCCUCCAUCAGACUUCCUGUCGAGUGGAACCAACUUUCCUCCAAUCUGAGUCACAUCCCGCCGUCCGGGAUGAGUUCACUGUCGACCAGCAGAGUCCACGGUGAGUCUGCAGGAGUUUCACCAACAACUUUGGAUGAAACGGCUGCAACAACAGCGAAGAUCACAACCUCCAACCACGGCUGGACGCCAUCCCGGCACCACGACCCGGCACACGGCGGCCACCGCUCAGCCCACCAGACUGUCGCCGGUUCGACCCACAGUGGGACCGACGCUGGCCAGAAGGACUACAGAUACUGCGAUGACAGCCACGUCUGGUAUGAAAAACACACGUCUGAAGUGUGCCGGCGGGUCAGGAGAGUCUCCUUCUCCAGAAAUCUCAAACAAAGAUGCCUGACAAAGAUGUGCAAUAAACUGUGACAGAGAGGAAGACGAGGGAAACAAAGAGCUGUUCAUCCUCACAAGGAGUG